AUGAAAACACGCGGUGAAGCCGAAGAACCGUCCUGCUUACCAUGCAACAGAUUCGCCCCUACUAUGAACAACAAAAGGGUCAAACUCCCGAAACUUGAUCUUUCUCCGGUCACCAUGAGCGAUGCCGGUCCCAGUUUUGCGCGAUCGAGUCUGGAGCCGGGACUGGAACCCAGUGCUCAGUCCCUUUCCGAUUCGUCGUCCGACUCUCCUUUGAAGACUCCGCAGACGGAGGAGUACGAGUACUCGGGCUAUGUGCAGGACGGCUCGUUUUUGCGCCGCGAGUCUGCCCAGAGCAUCAAUCUUGCCAACAUGUGGUCGCUUGGGUACGAGUCUGACCAGGCCAAGAGCCAGCGACGGUCCGAUUCGCACACACAGCAGCAUGUUCCCGAUUCGCACGAUACGUUCACGCCCACGAACGAAACCGCUCCGGAAGAGUACAACUUCACGCGCAACCAGAUCAAAAAGAUGAUCCGUGAGAUUCACGGGGUCAAGGACCCGUCGCUGGACGUGCCUGCACCACUACUGGGCGACAAGGACACAAUCAACGUGCUGGCACAACUUCCGUCGUGGAAGCUCAAGAGCCUCAACCAGAUGAAAAUAAUACAGUGGUACUGCUGCCAAUGCGGCAAAAGCUACGGUGAUCUUAACCAUUUCGUUAUAAAAGAAGAUCAUCUCGAGAAAAACGACCUUUACUGGGACGCUUCCGUGGACCAGCUGCUGGGCCAGACCAUCAACCGGUUCGACUGCGUUCGCUGCAGUCACAUGAUGUGUCCGUACUGUAUCAAAGCCCGUCUGAGCGACCUUUUGAACAGGUGA
This is a messenger RNA of Ogataea philodendri, 816 nucleotides long. RefSeq lists its product as uncharacterized. Lineage: Eukaryota; Fungi; Ascomycota; Pichiomycetes; Pichiales; Pichiaceae. The record is from RefSeq and is a predicted model, not a curated record. The transcript has a single exon. Bases 1 to 816 code for a protein of 271 amino acids.